Glycine soja is the source of this 1125-nucleotide messenger RNA. RefSeq names its product putative DUF21 domain-containing protein At1g03270. Gene Ontology annotation, biological process: magnesium ion homeostasis. The transcript has 4 exons. Gene Ontology annotation, cellular component: intracellular membrane-bounded organelle. Lineage: Eukaryota; Viridiplantae; Streptophyta; Magnoliopsida; Fabales; Fabaceae. Bases 178 to 417 code for a protein of 79 amino acids. The record is from RefSeq and is a predicted model, not a curated record.
UUUAUCAUUACAUAUUUGUGAAGUUUGUGGUUUCAUUUUGGAUUUCUUUUGUUAUUGAUCACCACAUGUGACAGUCCAAGAUGAGUAAAGAAUACCCAAGUCAUCACUCAAGUACUGCAUUGUAGUAGAUAUGGUCUUGCUGUAGGUGCCAACUUUGCAUGGCUAGUGCGGAUUUUAAUGAUUGUUUGUUACCCAGUUUCUUAUCCAGUUGGAAAGGUUCUGGAUCACCUAGUGGGGCAUAAUGAGGCUUUAUUUAGGAGAGCUGAGUUAAAAGCCCUUGUCUCCAUUCACGGCCAGGAGAUGGGAUUCCAAUUUCCUGGCAAAGCUGUUUACUCUGUGGUAUGGAUAGUUGCCUUUUCACUGUUCAUGGAAUUUUUGGGCUUCUCUACCCAUAAAUGGUACUGUCGAGGUAGAUAACACAAUGUCGCUGAGGCGUUUCUUAGGCUAUUCUGAUGGUGGGGUCAUGAGGUCUGAUGCAAAACCUUGUUUCAGGCUAAUGAGGCACAUAGCUGCAAUCUUUAGUGUUGGUGGAGCAUUUGGAUUUUGGGUCCUUUGCCGAAUGCACUAUGGUUUGGUCUACCUUUUGCCCUCGCUUCUCUCUUGUUCUAUCUGAACUUUGUGACUAAAUUGCUGACAACAUUGUUUUCCUGUGCAUGGCGAUUAAGUAAAUCCACAAUUUAUGCUAGGAAUGGGCUAUGCUACUUGAAGGUAUGCUUAAUAUUAUUAUUUCUUAUGAAAUUUAGUGACUAUGAAGAGUCAUAAGUUUGUGUGGAGCUAUCUUUCUCAGUUAAAUAGUAGAAGGAAAGAAGACCAAGAGAGACACAAUUUUGGAAAGAUCAUCGUAGAAUAGUAUCUAUUCUAAGACGGUCACGUGUAAAGGACCGUCUUAGAAUGAGUAUCAUUCUAUAUCGGUUCUUGAAAGACCGUCGUAAAAUGCAUAUCAUUAUAAGAUGGUUCUUCAUAUGCAAUCGUCUUAGAAUGAAUAUCAUUGUACGACAGUCUUUCUAGAACCAAUGUAGAAUAGCCUAUCCCCCUUUUAAGAAUGUAGAAUAGUCCAAUUAACUGAUGUACAUUGUAGUUUUUUUAGUAAUACGAUUUUUUUUUUUUACUUUUUUAUAGAAUAUA